Messenger RNA from Syngnathus acus (greater pipefish), 3206 nucleotides. RefSeq names its product golgin subfamily A member 6-like protein 6. The transcript is spliced from 7 exons. NCBI's taxonomy places the organism in Eukaryota, Metazoa, Chordata, Actinopteri, Syngnathiformes, Syngnathidae. Bases 256 to 2970 code for a protein of 904 amino acids. The record is from RefSeq and is a predicted model, not a curated record.
GGAGACUUGCUUUCCACACAGCUAAUACGCGACACAGACGUAAGUCUGGACUUGUUUAAGCUGACAGCAAAACGUCGAAGACAGACUGAAGACAAUCAUGUGGCCAACAGGCCCUGAAAUACUGUAGCGACAGACGGACCAAAAUCUUGGAUACAUACGAGAUUGGAACUUUAUGAAUCAUUGUGUUGGAUAAAGCAAGGCUUGAAAACAAACAUCAAAAGAUCAUCAACAAACAUCAUCUGAGUGGACAUCAGGAUGUUGUCAAACAAAGGUGAGCAGAGGUCUUUCAGCAAUGGGCGUCUAAGAGACCAAUGGGAGAAGAGAGCGCAGACAAUAGCGGAUCAGUGCAAAAAGGAAGUGCAGAUGAAGGAGAAAAGUUCCCUCAAAUUGCUUUGCUCAAAGUGGAACUAUCACUGGGCUCUGGCCGCCAAUGGAGAUGUCACAAAAGGUGAAACCUCCGACUUCCAGAAGCUCACUUCAGAAGAGGCAGAAAAAAACAAGCCAAAAAUCAAAUUCAAAAUUGUCCCUCCCCCUCCUCCCAAACCCAAAAGUAAAACGCCACCACCACCUCCAUCUAGGAGAGCAUCACCUCAACCUCUAAUUGUGAAGCGCAAAGUUGAAGUGGACAUAUUCCGGUUACACUGGAGAGAGUCCUGGAUGAGUAUGAAACCACCCAAGUAUCUUUUUCUUAAGGCCAAUGAGAGAAAAACCAAAAUUCAAGGAUUUACAACUAUAGAUGUGGUCAGAGACAAGAACUGCAAACAAAAGCCUGAAUGGAUAUCUACUAUUGACUGGAGCCAAUCCUGGAAGCAGGUAAAAGGAACAACCCUGUCAGAGUGUUCCGGGCAGAAAUCAUUCCAAUGGGAGAUUUUGUUUCAUAGAGAUGAGAUCCCCAUUCCAAUAGUAGGAGUGUAUCAACUUCCUGUAUGGGCUGGCACCUGGAAGAUUAUGAACUUUGCCUUCAGACAACAGAAGCAAAUGUGGGAUUGUGAAUGGUCUGUUUUACGACAAAGUUUCAGUAACAAGUUUGACAAAGUGCAACAACUCUUGGAGCAGGAGGAGCUCCCAGAGUGGGAAGAUUCAUGGAGGCUUUCAAAACCCAUAAUUAGUACUGAAGACUGUACACUAUCUGAGCUCACGCUUGAAAUUAUGAAGAUAAACGAUGUACUACUGACUGGGUGGAACAAGUCCUGGCUGAUCUCUGCAUCUGUGUUGGAGGAAGAAAAUCACAAUGACUGGAAUUCUUGUUGUCAUUUCAGGCUGCAGCUCAGGUGGGGUAGGCCUUCUCUACAAUCCCAUCAAAGGCACAGCAACAUGAUGAAAAGGAAGCGUAAUAUUCUCAACACCCUCCUUACAUCACAACUGAAUGAUGGUAAUCCUGAUUUCAGCGAGUGGUGGGAUUCUUGGAGGACUGUGAAAAAAUGGAACUCACCGGAAGAGAGUGGCCAAGGUGAGGAAGAAGACAGUGACGAUUAUGAAUUGUUUAAUGACACAGAAGAAGAGGAUGAAGGAGUGGACAAUAAUGAGGAGAACGACGGGUUGGAUGAGGAGGAAAUUGAGGAUGAAGAAGAGGAUAGUGAAGAUGAGAAAGAGGAGGAUGAAGGAGUCGAUGAGGAAGAGAAAGCAGAGGAUACAGAGAUUGAAAACAACGAAGAGGAUAUAGACAUAAUGACAGAACACCGUAAUGCACAAAAUGAUCAAAGUGACACUGCAUGUAAUGAGAAAGAAGAUACAGAAAAUGAAGAGGAGAGCAAAGAAGAUGAGUUUGAUGAGGAGGAGGAUGAUCAUGAAGAGGAGAGCAAAGAAGAUGAGGAGUUUGAUGAGGAGGAGGAUGAUCGUGAAGAGGACAUCGUCGCACAUGAGAUCAAACUGCAGAACAAUAUUAACGUUCAAAACCCUGAGGAGGAGGAUGACGAUGGAGACAAUGGGAUGACUGACGAUGGAGAAGAAGAGAAAGCAAAUAAAUGGCCUCAUGACAAUAGAGUGGACGUAAUGCAAGAAAAGGGAGUUCAUGAGCUGGACAGAGUCAAGGGAACUACUGAGCAGAAGGAGGAGGAGGAGGAGGAGGAAGAGGAGGAGGAGGAGGAGAAAGAGGAGGAGGAGGAAGAGGAGGAGGAGGAGGAAGAGGAAGUUGAAACUGAUGAAGAUAAGCAGACCAAUGACAAUGAAGGCAGAGAGAAAACAGAUGGAGACGAAGAUGACAGUGACACAGGGGACAAUGAAAGUCACGCCUGGGCCAACAAUGCUACAGAUAAGAAAAAUUAUGAUAGGGGAAAAGAUCGGAAAGAACCAAUCCAAAAAGCAAAUACAGAAAAAUUACAAGAUGCAAAAGAUGAAGAUGAGCUUGAUGAUAUGGAAGAAUUAGUCUCUUUUGACAAGGAGGAUAAGAGAAAUGAAAUCCCCAUAAGAGAACAAGAAAAAGAAGAAGAAGAGGAAGAAGAGGAAGAGGAAGAGGAAGGGGAAGAGGAAGAGGAAGAGGAAAAGGAAGAAGAAGAAGAAGUGGAGGAAGAACAAGAAGAAGAUAUUGAAGAGAGAUCUCUUAGCAAAGCCGAGGAAAUAAUGCUGAAGACAGAUAAAGAGGCAGCAAUUAAAAAAGAAGAUGACAGUAACGUAGAGGAGGAAAAGAAGGAGCAGAAGUCCCGCAAGCCGAACGUCCCGCUUCACCUGCAAUUCCACAGACUGAACUCCUCCUUCUCCUCGUGGAAACAGUCUUGGAGGGUGGCAGUGGCUCACAGGUUAAGCGAUGAAGCUGAUGAAGACGACGACAGCGAGGCAGAACAAGAGGAGGUGAAGGCUUGGCGCGAAUCUUGGAGGAUCUAUCGCUGGAGAAAUCCACAGGAGGAUGAAGUUGCGUGUUUCUCGACAGAGCACCAGAGGGUGAAACAGAAAAGACUGGUGGAUGAAGACAGCCUGCGUAAGAAAAAAUGGACUCACAGCUGGAAGAUGACCAAGAAGGGCGAAGACACAUAAAAUGCAUGAAAGGAGGCUGGGGGAGUAGCUCUGGUAUGAUACGUUAGGUUUAAAAAUAUAUAUAUAGUUAAAAAAAGACUGAUCUGAAUAGAAUCAUCUUAGCAGUUUUAACAGAAUGGAUCCUUGUAAUUAGUGAUGGGGAAUGAAGAUUCAAAUUUGCUUCAUGAACCAUUUGUACUUUUCACUCUGUUUAACACUGGGCUAUAGACCCCUUUAUUUAAACCAACAGUGCCAUC